AGUAGGAGGAGGCGGAGGCAGCAGCGGCGGCGGCGGCGGGUGGUGGGAGGACGUUAACUUGCAGUCGGUGUGUCUGAAAGUGUCGCGCGGCGCUGCUCUGGUCUGGCGGCUCUCGGUGCUGAAGGACGGCGGCGGCUCAGACUCGGCUCACGCGGCUGGGAUGCGCGCGGACAGCCGCUCCGCGAGGAUCCCUGAAGUUUCCGCGUCGCUCCUAACUUUCCGCCGGGCUUCAGCCCAGCCUGAACUCGGCCCGUGAACCGUCGGUCCCACAUGCGUCUGCCCCCCACCCCCAUUCAACCAGGUGAGCCCGCCGUUCGUUCUCCCGAGGGGGAUCGCGCCGGCUGCAGCGCCGGUUUGGACCUGUUCGCACGCGGCUGCGCGCGGAUCUGUUUUCACGAAGGCGCCUCGGGUUCCCACUGGAGAACAUGACCGGAGAACUGCGGAGCACCGGGACGGAGAGCCGCCGCAGGAGCGGCAGAGCCCCGGGAACAGCGGCGUGGCUGCUCGGCUUCUUCAGCCUCCAAGUGUUGGCCAACCAGGCCGCCGCCAUCUACUUCACCAAGGAACCCACGUCCCAGGAUGCUUUGCACGGCCGCAGUGCCAUGCUGCGCUGCGAAGUCGGCAAUCCGACGGAUGUCACGUACAGAUGGCUUCACAAUGGCGAGCGCCUGGAGCACGAUGAGCGGCGCUUCCAGGAAGGAAGCAACCUGAAGUUCACGGCGGUGGACCGGCGGCUGGACGCCGGGAACUUCGUGUGCGUCGCCGAAAACGCAGCGACCGGAGAGACGGCCCAGUCCAGCAACGCCUCCUUCAACAUCAAGUGGCUGGAAAGUGGCGCUCUGACUCUGAAGGAGCCUCUUUCAGAGGAGGACAUCCAGAGCUCUGCACCGGUGACGCUGCGCUGUCACAUCGACGGACACCCUCGACCAACGUGUCAUUGGUACAAAGACGGCGUGAAGCUGACGGAGAAGACCCAUCAGAUCAACAACAAGGAGCGGACGCUCACCAUCAAGAGCGCCAGUCCGGAUGACAGCGGCCUUUACUCCUGCUGUGCCAAAAAUGCAGCCGGGAGCGUCUGCAGCAAUCCAAACUUCACUCUCAACAUUAUAGAUGAGAGCUUCCCGCGGCCGGUGGUCACUCCUGAAGACCAGGUGGUGAUGAAGAACGAGGAGGCGGUUUUCCACUGCCAGUUCACCGCCGAGCCCCCUCCCACGCUGGAGUGGUUCCACGAAAACGACCCGCUGUCCAACAAGUCCCGCAUCUUCCUGUUGUCCAAUGGCAGCCUGCUCAUCACGCAGGUCAAACCCAGGAACACGGGAACCUACCGAUGUGUCGGCCGGGGCCUCAGAGGAUCCCACGUGGCCCUGGAGGCCUCCCUGCUGAUCGCUGAAAUAGAAGACAUGGAGCCCGAGAAGUCGCUCGUCUUCCAAGCCAACACCCAGCAGCGAGUGGCGUGUCGGCCCCCCCGAGGCAAACCCAGCCCCGACGUGUGGUGGGAGAGGGGCGGCCAGCGCGUGCCCGCAGAAGGCCGGGUGUUCCAGGAGGGCCUGGACCUGGUCUUCAACCCGACGGCGGAGGGAGACUCUGGCGUUUACACCUGCGUGGCGGAGAACAAGGCGGGACGCAGAACGCAGGAGGCCACCCUCACCGUGGCCACUCGUCCAGAGUGGGUGACGAGACCUCAGGACAGCAACUUGGAGGAAGGUAAACCCGGUUACCUCCACUGUCUCGCUCGAGCCAACCCACCACCCGAGGUCACGUGGAUGCGCAACAACGCCGUGGUCAAACCCGAGGACCCGCGCUUUGAGGUCUUCCCCAACGGCACCCUCAGGAUCAAUAACGUGGAGGUGUACGACGCCCACAUGUACAGCUGUGAAGCCAGGACCGCCGGCGUCAGCCUGUCCGCCCACGCUCGUGUCGCCGUGCUCGAGAAGCUGAAAUUCACGCCGACCCCCCAGCCGUCCCAGUGCCUGGAGCUGGAUAAGGAGAUCACCAUCCAGUGCUCAGCUACAGGCAUGGAACCGCCCACAAUCCGCUGGACCAAAGCAGAUGGAGGAGAGCUGCUGCCUCACGUGGAGCAGAAGGACGGCCAGCUCCACUUCAGCAAAGUCACCCGCAGCGACGCCGGGAACUACACCUGCAUCGCCUCCAACAGCCUGCAGGGGGAGAUCAGAGCCCUGGUGACUCUCAUCGUAGCUGUGUACAUCCGGUUCAAGUUGGAGCCGGAAAACACCACCGUGUACCAGGGCCACACGGCCGUCCUGCACUGCCAGGCCACCGGAGACCCCGAGCCCCGCAUCCACUGGAUGCUGAAGGAAGCCAUGCUGGACAUGAAAAAGAACAAGAGGUUCCAGAAGAUGCCCAACGGCUCCUUGGUGAUCUUUGAUGUCACCACAGACGAUACGGGCAGGUACACCUGUGUGGCUGGGAACAGCUGCAGCAUCAAAUUCCUCGUGGCUCAGCUGUAUGUAGUCGAGAAGCCGACACACGCCUACGACGUCGAUGAAGACCGGGCUCCGUACAAGAUGAUUCAAACCAUCGGCCUGUCUGUGGGGGCGGCCGUGGCCUACAUCAUCGUGGUGCUGGGACUGAUGUUCUACUGCAAGAAGAGGCGGAACGCCAAGAGGCUGCAGAAGGGCCCGGAGGGCGAGGAGCCCGAGAUGGAGUGUCUGAACGGCGGUGCUGUUCAGCAAAACGGCCACACCACCGCCGAGAUCCAGGAGGAAGUGGCGCUCGCCAACAUGGGAACCAGCGCGACGACUGAGAAACGCCACAGCCACGUCAACAGCGACAAACUUCAUUUUCCUCGGGCAAACCUCCAAACCAUCACCACAUUAGGUAAAGGCGAGUUCGGCGAGGUGCUGCUGGCCAAAGCCAAAAGCAUCGAGGAGGGCGAGGAGGAGACGGUGGUGCUGGUGAAGAGUCUGCAGACCAGAGACGAGCAGCUGCAGCAAGACUUCCGCCGCGAGGCGGAGAUGUUCUCCAAGCUGAGCCACGCCAACGUGGUCCGCCUGCUGGGCCUGUGCAGGGAAGCAGAGCCGCACUACAUGGUCCUGGAGUACUACGACCGGGGAGAUCUGAAACAAUAUCUGAGGAUCUCCAAAAGUAAAGACGACAAAGUGAAGUCUCAGCCUCUGAGCACCAAAACCAAAAUGUCUCUCUGUGCUCAAGUGGCUCGCGGCAUGGAGCACCUGUCCAACCAUCGCUUCGUCCACAAAGACCUCGCCGCCCGAAACUGUCUGAUCAACAGCCAGAGGCGGGUCAAGGUGUCCUCGCUCAGCCUCAGCAAGGACGUCUACAACAGCGAGUACUAUCACUACCGACAGUCGUGGAUCCCGCUGCGCUGGCUGCCGUCAGAGUCCGUCUUCGAGGACGACCUGUCCACCAAGUCGGACGUGUGGGCCUUUGGCGUGCUGAUGUGGGAGGUGUUCAGUCACGGGGAAAUGCCGUACUCCAAACUCGACGACGAGGAGGUUCUGGAAGGUCUGAAGGCGGGGAAGCUGAAGCUGCCCCCCCCAGAGGGAUGCCCCUCCAAAAUCUACAAGCUUAUGGCGCGCUGCUGGGCGCUCGGCCCCAAGGAGCGGCCGUCCUUCACCGACAUCGUCCACGUGCUGGGGGAGCUGCCGUCUGACAGCAAGGUCUGAGCAGAACCCCCCCCCUCGCGGCUGGGACACAAAUGCUGGAUUAUGAACCGACCCGGGAGGUGGGUUGAAGAGAAAAACGACUUUAUGACUCGAUCCGGAGCGCGGAUCAGACUCUUGAUGUCAGUUAGUGUGAACGUCCCUCUGAGCUGCGCCGGAGCUCCGCCUUAAAUGCAACCCCCCCCCUCCCCCCGGUGAUCUGCAGCCCCUCCUGGACACAACCGCAGUGCCUCCGCCCCCCCUCCACCCCUGACCCUGUGAGGAUGGACGGAUGCUUCCGUUAAACCCUCCAAACUUUCAAAGUGUGUGUCUGUGUGUUUGGGGAGUGAAUCACGUCUGCAUGAAGGUUUGUCGUCUGUCGCUUCGCUGAUCCACAACAAUCCACGAGCAGAAGAUCCCGUUUUAUAGCCAAGGACCACAAACGGAUGAGAUUGUGCCAGUGUGAACUUUUCUAUGUUUUUCUAAUGUGGCUUUUCUAUUUUGGAGGCGCUUUCUCGCCUCUGUUGACGUGCAAACACCACCAUGCGGACGCCACGGCGAUUCCGCCUGUCGCCAGAUUUCACCCCGCGACUCAAGGGUCCAAACGAAACUCCGAGGUCCAAAAAUGUGUGGCUACCACGUGGCCCGGCCCGGCACGGCCCGGCCCGGCCAAGUGUUUCUGAUGCAGAAGCGGUGCACUAACUUCAGGUCACGCUCCUUCUGCUUCCCGCUGUGCAGACGGAGACGCAGGCGCCUGCUUAUUUAUGAUGACGGUCCUGUUUCUGCAGACGGACUGUGAGCUCCUUCUCUGUUCAUUCCACAGUCUGAAGGCGCCGACAACAGAAGCCAACAAAUGCGGGUCACCAGAACUCCUUUAAGUGCCUGGAAAAUGAAGGAUUAUCUUAACCAGUCCCCCCCUUUUUUUUGGGAUAUCUAAUCAAAUGCAAGUCCUUUUUUAUCAACUUGUUUUUUAUAUAUAUAUAUGUGGAUUUUAGUGUAUUGUUUUUAAAUGAAUGCUAGGAACUCACUCCUAGACUUUGUUUUAAUACGCUUCAGCAAAGGUUCACAAUAAUCCGAUAUAUUCCAGACUAUACAAGCUGCUGUCAAUAAAGGUUCGUUGUUUUCACUCA
This is a messenger RNA of Oryzias latipes (Japanese medaka), 4750 nucleotides long. It is a transcript of the gene ptk7b, whose product is annotated as protein tyrosine kinase 7b. Gene Ontology annotation, biological process: synapse organization; protein phosphorylation; homophilic cell-cell adhesion. The record is from RefSeq and is a predicted model, not a curated record. Gene Ontology annotation, cellular component: axon; plasma membrane; neuronal cell body. Gene Ontology annotation, molecular function: axon guidance receptor activity; ATP binding; protein kinase activity. Lineage: Eukaryota; Metazoa; Chordata; Actinopteri; Beloniformes; Adrianichthyidae.